CACCUUGAAAUGGAUAAUUUGAUCGGUAACAUACCUCCAGUGACCAAGGGCAUGCUAUGCAUAUCAUUCGGCCUUAUGGCGGCAUGUACUCUCGAGUUCAUAUCACCAUUCUCCCUCUACUUCAACUGGGAGAUGGUAUGGGAGCACGGCCAAUGGUGGCGUCUAUUCACAUGCUUCCUCUUCUAUGGAGACCUAGGAGUAGGCUUCAUGUGGAAUGUCUACGUUAUGUAUUUCUACUGUUCACAACUGGAAGAGGUCGUCUUCCGCCAGAGGUCUGGAGACUUCGUAUACAUGUUGCUAGUGUCCAUGUCCAUGCUCCUGGGCUUAUCAUUCCUCACUGGCCACUUCUCCAACUUCUACUCAGGCGCGAUCAUCGAUGUCAUGACGUACGUAUGGGCUCGGCGGAAUCCAGGUGCUCGAGUACAUGUUAUCGCCUUCACUGUGAAGGCUCCUUAUCUCCCUUGGAUACUCGCUGGGAUAUCUUUGAUAAUGGGAGGACAACUGGCUGAUCACAUACAGGGCAUCCUGGCUGGUCAUAUCUAUUACUUUUUCACAGACGUUUAUCCGAGGAUGCCGACCUCUCACGGGUUACAAGUGUUGAAGACUCCGAAGGUCCUCAAGUGGCUGUGCGGUCAGAAGGAUGAGUAGCAUCAUUCACUUUGUAUAAAAUAUGUCUAAUUUUC
This is a messenger RNA of Perkinsus marinus ATCC 50983, 683 nucleotides long. Its product is annotated as Derlin-2, putative. The record is from RefSeq and is a predicted model, not a curated record. Gene Ontology annotation, biological process: endoplasmic reticulum unfolded protein response. Gene Ontology annotation, cellular component: Hrd1p ubiquitin ligase ERAD-L complex; endoplasmic reticulum membrane. The coding region runs from base 10 to 648 and encodes 212 amino acids. The transcript is spliced from 6 exons. Gene Ontology annotation, molecular function: ubiquitin-specific protease binding; misfolded protein binding. Lineage: Eukaryota; Perkinsozoa; Perkinsida; Perkinsidae.